UUUCAGCUAUUUGAGGAAUGCCGCGAUGAGUCGUUUGCCUCUCGUGUAAUUACAGAUACUUGAUAUGUGUUAUCCCGUGGAUUCAAAAGGACACACUGGGGGCUUAAUGUCACGGAGAGCAAAUUCGCUGUACACCCUUUGACCUUAUUAUUCUAAAAUACUUACGAACACAAUUUAUAUUUUCAUAAAUUGGAUUUACCGAUAGGAGACAUGAACUGGAAAGAGGGCGCUCUAGUCUUGGUCGUGUUGUGUUUCCUCGGAAUAGAACUGACGACAUCCUGCAAAUGUCCAGGUCCUGAACACCCUCAAUGGCUCUACUGCAAGUCUGAUAUAGUUAUCAAAGCAUACAUCACCAACAUUACUAGAGUAUUUUCAACACAGGUUCCUGGACGCCCAAUCGGAAAUCACAUCCAUGUUCACAUCUACCAAAAGUUUAAGGGUGAGAGAAAAUUUAGAAACAUUGACCACACGAAGAUAUACACCCCACUUGGAUGCAACAUAAGACCUCGGAUCGGAAGGAAGUACAUAAUGAUGGGUGUAAUUUUUCAGAACGAGAUGAGAAUGACGAAGUGUAAUUGGAUGCAGAUGACGCAAACAUUGACUGACGUGCAACAACUGGGACUGCGGAAGCUCUACAAAAGGAACUGUCGCUGCAUCGCGGAUAUUGGAACAGACAGUCCCUAUCAUUUAAGUCCAAAGGACCCAGGUUUUCGCGGAUGCACAACAAGAAAAUCAAAAGUGUUUGACGUAGAUUGCUUCGUAAAUCACGCGGUGUGCGUCUCCCGUUCAAAAAAGUGCCAGUGGAAAGGAAAGUUCCGGAAAAAGCAACGAGGAAAGUGAUACUGUCAACAAUAUUGCAAAGAGAUACAACUCUCAGGGCAGCUUGUACAUACACAUUUGAGCUACUUAUUUUUGUAUUAUAUGAACAUGUUGGACUAAGACGAACUACAUCAUGGGAACUUACUUUUCACCAAAGCAGUGUUAAUACUUAUAUAUAAUUAUAUAUAUAAUAGUUUGGUAAAAAGAAAUAGAAGUGGUGUUCUCAUUUGAUGUCAUCCCCCGUAAUUUUUGCAAAUAUACAAUUAUGAUCAAUUCAUCUACACUGUGAACUAUCUACGAUAUUUUUAAAAUCCACGGUAAGUUUGGAUUUUGUUUUCGUUUAUAAAGAUGGUGCUGUAUAAAGUUUAUGUACACUAUAUAACCCCCCAGUAUCAUGAAUAUCAAUAAUCUAUUUAAACGAUGCUAUAUAGGUAUUAUAUGCAAAUACUUUUCUCAAUAUAUACAUGUGCAAAAUUA
Messenger RNA from Ostrea edulis (European flat oyster), 1296 nucleotides. Its product is annotated as metalloproteinase inhibitor 3-like. The record is from RefSeq and is a predicted model, not a curated record. Gene Ontology annotation, cellular component: extracellular matrix. Gene Ontology annotation, biological process: negative regulation of endopeptidase activity; negative regulation of membrane protein ectodomain proteolysis. NCBI's taxonomy places the organism in Eukaryota, Metazoa, Mollusca, Bivalvia, Ostreida, Ostreidae. Gene Ontology annotation, molecular function: protease binding; metalloendopeptidase inhibitor activity. The transcript is spliced from 6 exons. The coding region runs from base 211 to 840 and encodes 209 amino acids.